AUGAGGCAUAAUGCCCAGACGGAAGCGGAGGUGCGCGCCACGCGGCUGAAAUUCAAGCGACGGCCGGAACGCAGGCACACAGAGCACGAGGCACUUCCAGAUUCGCCGCCACGUCCGGCGGAGCCGCCCCCGCCUCCGAAGAAACAAUCGGAUCCUGAGCCUCGGCCACAUUACGAGUAUGGGCCCUCGAUAAACGGCUACCGUUUUGUGACGCCGCACCCAGAUCAGAAGCCGUUUCCGAAUGUGAAUUACCACCGCCACAUCAACGGGUACGCUGCAGAGCUGCCUGAGCUGCCGCAGAAAGAGGAUCCGUACCGAGUCCGCAGAAAUGAUUACGAAGAGUAUGUCAAGCGGUGGCAGACCGUUGAUCUGGAGCACGAGCUUCCGCCUAUGCCUGUUCCUGGCGGAGAAGUGAAUCUUCAGAGCGUGGGCCAAUUUAUACCCCAUGACCAGCUUCGAGUGGAAAGGAUCCGAUGGCACCCUGAUAAAAUCCUCCGCCGUGUCAGCGAAGACAGGCGACCUGUCCUUGCCGAGAUGGUGACCAGAACGUUCCAAGUGAUCAACGAACUGUACGAGAACGCAUCCAAGUAA
This is a messenger RNA of Ogataea haglerorum, 591 nucleotides long. RefSeq lists its product as uncharacterized. Bases 1 to 591 code for a protein of 196 amino acids. NCBI's taxonomy places the organism in Eukaryota, Fungi, Ascomycota, Pichiomycetes, Pichiales, Pichiaceae. The transcript has a single exon. The record is from RefSeq and is a predicted model, not a curated record.